Messenger RNA from Ipomoea triloba (trilobed morning glory), 1227 nucleotides. Its product is annotated as phospholipase A1-IIgamma-like. Gene Ontology annotation, biological process: lipid metabolic process. Gene Ontology annotation, molecular function: glycerophospholipid phospholipase A1 activity. The record is from RefSeq and is a predicted model, not a curated record. The transcript is spliced from 2 exons. Bases 1 to 1227 code for a protein of 408 amino acids. NCBI's taxonomy places the organism in Eukaryota, Viridiplantae, Streptophyta, Magnoliopsida, Solanales, Convolvulaceae.
AUGGGAAGUAUAGCUGAGAAAUGGCAGGUGCUAAGCGGCAGCACAAACUGGGAGGGCCUAAUAAACCCUCUAGACAUUGAUCUCCGUAACUACUUAAUUCACUACGGGGAGAUGACCCAAGCAACCCACGACGCCUUCAACGCCGACUCGGCCUCCAAGUUCGCCGGCACCUGCCGCUUCUCGGAGCCCAAUCUGUUCGCCAAGGUGGGGCUACAAAAGGGCAACCCCUACAAGUACGAGGUUACUAAGUACUUCUACGCCACAUCCUCGUACACCCUCCCAGACCCCUUCAUCGUCAAGUCCACUCCGAUUGAUGCGUGGAGCAGGGAGUCCAACUGGAUGGGGUACGUGGCGGUGGCCACCGACCAGGGAAAGGCGGCGCUCGGAAGGAGAGAUAUAAUUGUUUGUUGGAGAGGCACAAUCCGACCGUCGGAGUGGGUUAAUGAUUUCGAAUUCUCGUUGGUACCUGCGACAAAGAUCUUCGGUAAUGGUGCUAAUAAUAAUAAUGCUCCUCAAGUUCAUAGAGGCUUUUACUUCAUUUACACUUCUGAGAAUCCCAACUCCGCUUUUAAUGCUACUAGCGCAAGAGAUCAAAUUUUGAGUGAAAUGAAAAGAUUGGUGGAGCUAUACAAGGACGAGGAAGUGAGCAUAACAAUUUGCGGACACAGCCUAGGAGCAGCACUUGCAACCUUAAACGCAAUCGACAUAGUCACAAACGGAAUCAACAAAACAAGCGCCGGAAAAGCAUUUCCGGUGACCGGUUUAGCAUACGCAAGUCCCAAAACCGGCGACCACAACUUUAAGAACGCUUACAAUAACGCCACUCCCAACCUCCAUCUCUUGCGUGUCCGCAACGAACCAGACAUUGUCCCGGAUGUUCCUCCCGCGACUCCGUUCGGCGGCUACAGAGAUGUCGGGGUUGAGCUGAGGAUCAAUGUGACUAAAUCUGGUUACGUUAAACCGGUGUCGGGUGUUUGGAAUUGGCAUAAUUUGGAAGGGUACUUGCAUGGAAUUGCUGGGACGAAAGGGGUUGGGGUUCUUGAUGGGUUUGAGAUGGUAGUGGAUCGCGAUAUCUCGCUGGUUAAUAAGUCGCAGGAUUAUUUGAAGCAGGAAUAUUGUGUUCCUGGGAAUUGGUGGAUUGAGAGGAAUAAGGGAAUGGUUCAGCAGGAUGAUGGAUCUUGGGAAUUGAUGGGUAUUGAUGAGGGGUAUAUUCCACUCCCACCAUAA